Tetranychus urticae (two-spotted spider mite) is the source of this 2481-nucleotide messenger RNA. RefSeq names its product lysosomal dipeptide transporter MFSD1. Gene Ontology annotation, molecular function: transmembrane transporter activity. Gene Ontology annotation, biological process: transmembrane transport. Gene Ontology annotation, cellular component: lysosome. Lineage: Eukaryota; Metazoa; Arthropoda; Arachnida; Trombidiformes; Tetranychidae. The record is from RefSeq and is a predicted model, not a curated record.
AAGAUUAGAAACAUAGUGAAAAGGAAAGAGAAUAAAACUCUGAAGGUUUUUCAAGAGGCGUUAAUCAUGUUAAUAACGAUUAAACUUUGACAAUCAGUGGAUUGUCUUUUCUAGCAAUUAGACUAAUCUUUACCUUCAUUCCUUGGUCUAUUGAUGGUUAAAGUUACUUCUUUGUGCAGCUAACCAACAUCGUUCGCCAUUGUUUUAGAGUUGCUCUUUUAUUUUUCUAUGUUGGUUGUCCUGAACAUAUGGUCUCAGCCUUUUCCGGUGUUAUUCUUCUUCUUUUCGUUCUGUGAUAAUUAAUAUUGUGAUUUACUAAUCUGUCUAACACUUCUGUUGCUUCAGUAUAAACAUCUAAUAAUAUUAUGUUGAAUUAAGACCAGAAGUGGUUUUGUUUUGCUACCAGCCUACCACCAGUUUUGCCAUCUUGCUUUUGUAGGAAAAUUAGCCUUUUUUGAUUUGACAUUACAUGCAACUGAUUUUGGAUCAUGGAUUACAGUAGUGAACAUGAGCCUAUUCUUGAGAGAAACUAUGUGUCAUUCUGGGAAAAAUUGUCCAAUCCAAAAUAUGCCCCUCAUCGUUACAUUGUACUGGUCGUUUUGUGCCUCAUCAAUUUAGGAAAUUAUUAUAUUUAUGAUAACCCAGCAGCACUUGAGACUGAGAUUACUAGAGAUCUGGUCAUUUCCACUUCACAAUAUACAACAUUAUAUUCACUCUACUCAUGGCCUAAUGUAAUUUUGGGUCUCUUUGGAGGAUAUCUUCUUGACAAAGUCAUUGGUUUAAGAAUCGGCACCAUAAUAUUUUCUCUAUUCGUUUGUUUUGGUCAGUUGGUAUUUGCUUUAGGAGCUUUUCUCAACACCUUCUGGGUUAUGCAAUUAGGCCGUUUUAUAUUUGGAUUAGGAGGUGAAAAUCUCUCUGUUGCUGUCAAUGCUUAUGCGGUUAGCUGGUAUAAAGGAUCUGAAUUAAACAUGGCCUUUGGCUUAAUGAUGAGUAUCUCUCGAUUAGGAAGCACAGUCAAUUUUAAAACUAUGGUCCAUAUCUACAAUUUUUUUGAGAAAUACUAUACUGGUUACAAGUGCCUAGGUCUUACUUUGCUAUUUGCUGUUAGUUUCUGUAUUUUCUCUCUGAUAAUGGGCCUUUUAAUGGCUUAUUUUGAUAAAAGAGCCGAAAGAAUACUCAAAAAAGAGCCACCCAAAGCUGGAGAAGAAAUGAAAUUCCAAGAUGUCUUUCACUUUGGGCUUGAUUUUUGGAUGGUUUCGUUCAUUUGCGUCCUUUAUUAUAUUACAAUCUUCCCUUUUAUUGGACUUGGAACAGUUUUCUUUUUGAGAAAAUAUGGUGUGAGUGAGGACUCCGCUGAUAGUAUAAAUAGUUCUGUUUACACUAUAUCAGCUAUAGUCUCACCCAUAUUAGGAAUACUCAUUGAUAAAGUUGGUCGUUGUAUUUCUUUUGUGUUUGCUGGAACCGCAGUUACAUUACUUGGACAUGGUCUUUUAGCUUUUAGCUUUGUAAAUCCAUGGGUUGGAAUCGUUUGUCUCGGAUUUGGUUAUUCGACUAUAGCUUGCGCACUAUGGCCAUUAAUUCCAGAUAUUGUUCCAGAAUUUAGGCUUGGAACAGCAUAUGGUGUAGUUCAAUGUGUACAAAAUCUCGGACUAGCUUUAGCCAAUAUGGCUGCUGGUCACAUUGUUGACUCUCGAGGUUUCCUCGCAUUGCAAUGCUUUUUCAUAAUCUCGCUCGUAGUUUGUCUCAUCUUGAUUAUCUUCUUAUUUUUAUCUAACUUCAACAAAGGAGGAAUUCUUAAUAUCUCCGCUAAAAAGCGUGCAGCUAUGACAGAGGCGAAAAGGAUCGCCGAGGAACAAAACCUAAGACGUGAAGAGAUCGAAGGAUAUUCUGCCGAGCCACCUGCCCUUGCUGGUCAAGAUGAAAGUGUCCGUCGACGUUACCUAUCCAAGAUUGGAACCCAGGAUCCAAGCAAUUUGGAGGAAGCUCGAGCCAUCCGUGAGCAAAUCUCUGGUCCAUCUAAUUAAAAUUUGAUCAUAAAUAAUUAAAGACUGCUAAAUCAGAAUGAAAACAACUAACGGAUCAAUUGGCUAAAUUAUUUUUGAUUACAACCAUCCAGAUUAAAAAUCAUUUCAACCGCUGGAAUGGUUGUUACAUUGUAUUUAAAAAUCCUGUUUUAAUGUAUAUUUUAUUUUCGUCAUUUCCAGUGGAUCAAAAGAUCGUUUCACACAUUUCUUAAACAAUGAGACAAUCAUGUUUAAACAAGAAGCUCAAAUCGGUCAAUUAUUUUCAUCUACGAUGAAUCAAGAAAUUAUUGAAUAUUUUUUGCAAGCCCAACACAUUAAAAUCAAUGUUUGGAAAAGUUGAUGGUCAAUUAUUUAACUGAAAUGCUAACUUUAAAAGCAAGAAAUGAUGCGACACUUUACAUAAAUUUUUCAUUAAUUAAAAUCAAAUCAAUUUUAUUAAAAGGUUGAUCACGCAUAA